Camelus dromedarius (Arabian camel) is the source of this 4004-nucleotide messenger RNA. RefSeq names its product von Willebrand factor A domain containing 5B2 (gene VWA5B2). The coding region runs from base 237 to 4004 and encodes 1255 amino acids. Lineage: Eukaryota; Metazoa; Chordata; Mammalia; Artiodactyla; Camelidae. The record is from RefSeq and is a predicted model, not a curated record. The transcript is spliced from 21 exons.
AGCGGGAGUCCAGAGCGGGCGCCCAGCAGGUGCCCAGACUGAGUGUGGCCCUGGUCCCAGAGGCGGCACAAUCCACCCUGGUCCCGUCGUGGCUCCCAGAACUCCGCAGAGGACGGGACGAGGAGCCGGCGGCGGGACUGCUGGGCGCCCGGAGCGCCAGUUAAAUAUUAACCCUCCGCUCCCCGGGUCCACGCGCUGCCUGGAGCUGCGCUCCGCCCUGGCUUCCCAGGGGCACCAUGCCUGGCCUGUACUGCCCCUCCAGCUGGACGCCGCUGCCCCUCACGGACUCCUGGGUCCGGGCCUGCGCCAACGGACCCUGUCUCAGCCUGCGGGCCCGGCUCACCUACCACAACCCGCAGCCGCAGCCAGUGGACGGCGUGUUCGUGUAUCCGCUGGCCGAGGCCGAAGUGGUUUCGGGCUUCGAGGCAGAGGCGGCAGGACGGCGCGUCUCCUUCCAGCUGCAGAGCCGGCGCCGCUCGCAGGCCGCCUGCUGCCGCGCGCUGGGUCCCGCGCUGGGGGCCUCAACGCCCCGCCGCUGCGCGCAGGGUCAUCUUGUCUUGGAUCUGGCCCAGGCCCGGUCCACGCUGGUGCUGCCCACAGGCCUCAUCGCCGCGGCCGGCACCAUGACAGUGACCCUGCACAGCAGCCGGGAGCUGCCCUCCAGGCCUGACGGGGUGCUGCACGUGGCUCUACCCUCUGUGCUCACCCCUCUGGCCCCUCCAGGCCCGCCGGGGCCCCCCAGGCCUCCGGGGCUCUGUGACGACAGCCCCACCAGCUGCUUCGGAGUGGGCAGCCCCGAGGGGGAAGGGCCGGCCUGGGAGGAGCCAGCUGCCCCUCGGGACGUGUUCUCAGGCCCUGCCCGCUGCCCUGCCCCAUACACCUUCUCCUUUGAGAUGCUGGUGACUGGGCCAUGCCUGCUGGCAGGCCUGGAGAGCCCCUCUCAUGCUCUGCGGGCAGAUGCACCCCCUCAUGCCAGCUCUGCAGCCACCAUCUGUGUCACACUGGCAGAGGGCCACCACUGUGACCGGGCCUUGGAGAUCCUGCUGCACCCCAGUGAGCCCCACCAGCCACACCUGAUGCUGGAGGCUGGCAGCCUGAGCUCAGCAGAAUACGAGGCCCAGGUGAGGGCCCGCCGGGAUUUCCAGAGGCUGCAGCGAAGGGACAGUGAUGGGGACCGGCAGGUGUGGUUCCUGCAGCGACGCUUCCACAAGGACAUCCUGCUGAACCCCGUGCUGGUGCUGAGCUUCUGCCCGGACCUGAGCUCCAAGCCUGGACACCUGGGCACAGCCUCGCGGGAGCUCCUCUUCCUGGUGGAUGGCAGCAGCGUGGCACACAAGGAUGCCAUCAUUUUGGCUGUGAAGUCACUCCCGCCCCAGACACUCAUCAACCUGGCCAUGUUUGGCACGUCAGUGCAGCCCCUCUUCCCAGAGAGCCGGCCUUGCAGUGAUGAUGCCGUGCAGCUCAUCUGUGAGAGCAUUGAGGCCCUGCAGGCUGUGGUCGGCCCUCCAGAUGUGCUGGCUGUGCUGGACUGGGCCCUGGGGCAGCCCCAGCACAGGGCCCACCCUCGGCAGCUCUUCCUGCUCACCGCUGCUUCACCCCUGGCCACCGUUACCCACCAAACCCUGGAGCUCGUGAGGUGGCACAGGGGGGCAGCCAGGUGCUUCUCCUUUGGGCUGGGGCCUGCCUGCCGCCAGCUGCUCCAGGGCCUGUCUGCUCUUAGCCGGGGCCAGGCCUACUUCCUGAGGCCUGGGGAAAGGCUUCAGCCCAAGCUGGUGCAGGCUCUGCGGAAGGCACUGGAGCCCGCAUUGAGCGACGUCUCUGUAGACUGGUUUGUUCCUGAUACGGUGGAGGCACUGCUGACUCCUCGGGAGAUCCCAGCACUCUACCCUGGGGACCAGCUGCUCGGUUACUGCUCACUCUUCAGGGUGGAUGGCUUCCGGUCCCGCCCCCCUGGGGGCCAAGAGCCUGGCUGGCAGAGCUUGGGCGGUUCCGUGUUCCCAUCCCCAGAGGAAGCACCAUCUGCCACCAGCCCUGGAACUGAGCCCACUGGCACCUCAGAGCCACUGGGAACAGGCACUGUGUCAGCAGAGCUGUCCAGCCCGUGGGCUGCUGGGGACUCAGAGCAGAGUACUGAUGCUCUGACAGACCCAGUUACGGACCCUGGACCUAACCCCUCCUCUGAAACAGCCAUAUGGCGCCGCAUCUUCCAGUCCUCAUACAUCCGGGAGCAGUAUGUGCUCACCCACUGCUCUGCCAGCCCAGAGCCAGGCCCAGGCUCCACAGGCAGCAGCGAGUCCCCAGUCUCCCAGGGCCCUGGCUCCCCAGAAGGCAGUGCUCCCCUGGAUCCCCCUUCUCAGCAGGGCUGCCGCAGCCUGGCCUGGGGAGAACCUGCAGGCUCCCAUUCCUGCCCCUUGCCUCCACCCCCACUGGCUCCAGUCAAGACUGGGGCCUUGAGUGCUGAGGUGCUGGGCCGUCGAUGCAGAGCAGCUCUGGCUGGUCGAAGCCUCUCAUCACCCCCAGGCCGGGCCAACCCAGUCCCUGGCCAUCCCCGACACCCAUCUCUAGAUGUAGCACCAGAUGGGCCAGGCCCUGAGCCAGGGCAGCAGCUGGGACAGGGCCUGGAUGACUCAGGAAACCUGCUCUCCCCGGCUCCCAUGGACUGGGACAUGUUGAUGGAACCACCGUUCUUGUUCACAGCUGUUCCUCACAAUGGGGAGUUGGCCACUCCCCCAGUACCACUGCCUCCCCAGGCUCCACGCUGCCACGUGGUGAUCCGGGGCCUGUGUGGGAAGCAGCCUAUGUGCUGGGAGGUGGGUGUUGGGCUGGAGACAUUAUGGGGGCCUGUGGAUGGUGGCUCACAGCUUCCAUCACCCCCUGAAAGAGAAAGUGCGUGGGACCAAGCACUCCAUCGACUGACAGCAGCUUCUGUGGUCCGGGACAAUGAGCAGCUGGCUCUCCGAGGAGGGGGCGAGACCAUGACUGACCAGGGCCAUGCCCGGAGGUCCUGGCUCCGAGCCCUUCAGACAAGCAAGGUCAGCUCUGCUCCCUCCUGCUUCACCUGCCCUGUAGCUGUGGAUGCCACCACCAGGGAAGUCCUGCCCACAGCCCUGCAGGUGCGGAGCUCAGAGCCAGCCGAGCCCCCAGGCACCUCUCCUGGCUCUCAGGGCCAUCUAGAUGCAGCUCCUCUGCCCACAGUUGUCCACUCUAAAGAACUUCAGGGAGGCUCUCUGGCAGGUGGCUGGGACCUGGAUCAAAAUGGCAACUCCAACUCUGCUUUGGGAGACUCUGCAGUGGCCCCCGGAAGUCCUCAUCACCUGUCCCCCCAGCCUCCCUCUCAGCUUAGCCUGGGGCAUCGCAAGGCCAGAGGCCCAGGCAGCCAUAGACUCUGCAGCCCCAACAGCAGCCAGGCCAAUGACAGCAACAGUGAAGGCAGCCCCCACGAUUACUUGCCCUUGGUUCGGCUGCAGGAGGCGCCUGGGUCCUUUCGCUUGGACGCGCCCUUCUGCGCCGCGGUGCGCAUCUCACGGGAGCGCCUGUGCCGCGCCUCUCCCUUCGCAGCGCAUCGCGCCAGCUUGAGCCCCACUUCGGCCUCCUCUCCCUGGGCACUUCUAGGACACGGUGUCGGCCAAGGCGACAGUGCCACGGCCUCCUGUAGCCCAUCCCCCAGCUCAGGCUCCGAGGGUCCAGGCCAGGUAGACAGUGGGCGGGGCUCAGACACCGAGGCCUCGGAAGGGGCCGAAGGGCCUGGUGGUGUGGACCUGCGUGGCCGGACUUGGGCCACAGCUGUGGCGCUUGCCUGGCUGGAGCACCGCUGUGCCGCUGCCUUUGGCGAAUGGGAACUGGCAGCAGCUAAGGCGGACUGUUGGCUGCGGGCACAGCACCUGCCUGACGGCCUUGACCUGGCCAACCUCAAGGCUGCAGCCCGGGGUCUCUUCCUGCUGCUACGCCACUGGGACCAGAACCUGCAGCUGCACCUGCUGUGCUACAGCCCAGCAAACAUGUGA